CUGCGGGAUUAUUCGUGAACUUAGGUGCCCCUCGACCCACCGAUGAGAGCUGCAACUGUUUUUACAGCUGAUACACUUCCUUUUUCCACCAGGUUGAACUGGAUUUCCGUGCGGCUGCUGCUGUUGUUGUCCACCCGGGCUCUGCUCCUCUUUGUGGAUGGUGCGUGAUAAUAUCAUCUGGAGAGACCGAGGCCGACAUUUUACCCCGGUCCGGAGGAGCCUUAACUCCGAGGGGACAUCCGAGGACAAGCGAUAAGGCUGGGAGGCUGAGAGCUUCAGGGCUGCGACAUGUGAACAGAGCUCCACCCCUUCACCCUGUCAUCUCUCAACCUUAGAACUCAAGAACUCACUUGAGCUGACGUUGUGACCGUGACCUGCCACCCUACUGCCUCGGGCAUGCCUCAGCCGGGUAUGAAUGGCAUGGAGCCUGCGUUUGGAGAGGCCUACGGGGGACACAGGGGUCUGCUGAGCCCCUAUCCCCUGGCCAUGUCGCCACAAGGGGGCAGAACAGAGUACGACCAGAGCGUACUCCUCAUGCUGGGCUCCCCAGCAUCACCACGGAAACGGCCCUUUGAGUUGCUAAGCGACCUGGUGGAUGAUGGCGGCUUUGGUGAGGACCUGCACCCAGAGCGCUGGGAUGUAUCCGCGCUGGACGAGAUGGCUCGCUACACCAAACUGGGCCUCGGGAUGGGAGGGGAGCUGCUGGCCUGCUCCGAGGAGGCAGUCCUGAUUGGCCGCUGGGGGAGGAGUGGGGAGGAGCAGCAGCAGCAGCUGCAGCAGGAGCAGGAAGAGGAGAGGAGGAAGAGGGACGGACACACCACACCCACUCCUGUCGACCAAGAUGUCCAGGCUGUAAGGAGGGAGGAGGCGGGGCGUAUCUCUGUUUCCACGACAACAGAGAGUGAGCUAUGUGUUGCAGGAAGUGGAGGGCAGGAUGAGAGGUUGUCGAAGGAGCGUACAGUGGAGGUGUAUCAGGUGGAGCAGCAGGAGGAAGAGGAGGCGGCAUUGGCAUCAGCUGCAGGUUUGUCUCUGGAGCACUGCAGCGAGGAGCACAACUACUCCCUCAGCAAGGAGGAGGAGUUAGGGGCCGGGGCCGGACACACCUCGCCAAAAGAGGAGGUGCAAGCUGUGGAGACGCAGCAGGAGGUGCCGGGAAAAGAAGAGUGCCAGGCUAAGACUGAGCAGGAUCUUGAGGAAGAGGAGGAGCAGGAAGAAGAGGAAGAGGGGGAGGAGGAGGAAGAUGAGGAAGAUGAGGAUGAAGGAGAGGAAACUGCAGUGGAGGCUGAGCUCUCCAGUUCCUCGGAGACCGAAUGUGAGGCGGAGGCCGAGCCGGUGAGGCAGUCAGGCGAGCGCCCGUCGAAGCGUCGAUGUUUCUGGGAGUACAGGCGUGCUCGAGAGUCGGUCACAAAGAAGAAACUGGGCGGAGACGUGCACUGGUCUCUGUCCUGGAGCUCGAGCACUCUGCCCAGCACCCUGUACCGCAGAGAGGGCAAAAAAGGACGCCGCAAAGCUCGAAAGACGGACGCCAGCGACUUGACACCGAACCCGCAGAAGCUUCACAACAUCGGUGAGCAGCUGCAGAAGCUCAACGCUGCCAUCGACGGCAUGGGUCCAGUCAACGACCUGCCCGCCAUGGCCCGAGCUCGAUCCCGUAAGGAGAAGAACAAGCUGGCCUCCAGGGCCUGCAGGCUGAAGAAGAAGGCCCAGCAUGAAGCCAACAAGAUCAAGCUGUGGGGGCUCAACCAGGAAUACGAGAACCUGUUGGGAGCUCUGCUGCGCAUCAAGGAGGUGAUUCGACUGCGGGUGGAGAGCAGCGAGGAAGAAGACACGGAUGAGCGAGGGAUGACCCAACGCCUGGAAGACAUCCUCCGAGAGUCCAGCGGACCUUUAGUCGCUGGGCGGACCAAAGACUUUGUGCAGAGGAUUCUGGCAGCCAGCGCGGGGGGUCAGAACCAGCAAACCAGCAAAGACCCCCCGCAGGGAGGUGACGAGGUGGCGGGCUAAACCUCACCAAGUAUCUCCCUACACCUUCUCCUACUUUGUCGUCCGCGCCUGCCCCUCCUCCCUGCACCACCAACAACACAUGAGAGAGCAAGAGCAGGUGGAUAUGUUGGGAAAGAAGAAGAGGGGGAGAAAGAGGAGGACGAAGUAGCCUAAACAACAUGGGAGUAAAUUACCACCCUGCUCCUCCUGCUGGCCCUUCAAACAGCAGAUGAUCUUCACCGCUCUGUCUCUGCAGGCUGCAGCAAAACCACCAACUCCAACAGGCCAGAGCUGCUGCUGCUGCAGCUGCUGCUGCUGACGUCUAUGUAUUCUGUGUUCUGUCUAUGUAUGUGUUUGAGUGUGUGUGAAUGUGUGCGUGUGUGUGUUGGACAUGUAACAUACUGUAUGAGUGUGUAUAGUGUUCCUCUCUCCCUCUGUGUGCUGUAUUCGUAUCCCAGUGUGCCUAUGAAUAGACAUUGCACUGUUUUGUAGUUGGUCGUAGUUGCUGGCAGGGGACCUGUAGUGAGGCGAGGGCGAGGGGGCAUUUGAGGAUAGAGGAAGUGCUAAAAUAAGGAAGUGGGAGGAGCCCAGGCCUGGAAGACAAAGACGCAGUUAUAUGUAUGUGUGUGUUUUUUUUUAUGUAUACUUGGCUGGGCUCCUAUAGAAGCACUGCAUACCAUUCUGAUUGCAUCGACAUCUGAAAUGUCAGUGAGUGUUGUGACAUUUAAAUAUUGACGGAGUCCUGAUGCCAGACCAGCUGUUGAUGGAAACAACAGCCUGUUUGUUGUUGAAAAAAAGUCCCUUGAGCUUUAAUACACUCCCCCUUGCUCGACCCCCUUCCCUUGAACUUUUUUUUACAUCCCUUCAAAAUGUAAGCAAAGUUAAAAAUGAAAGAGAAAACUGCACCUUAAACCAAACUGACCAAAGAUAAAGUGACACUGCUGAACCACUCGGACACCAAAACCUCUCACUCGCUUCAAAUGCUGCCAACCAUUAACAAGUCAUUUUGUUUUGAGGGAAAAGUGACUGAAUAUUUUUUGUUUUUUACCUGCGUGCAUCCUUCAAGGUUGACGUUUGCAGAAUUCCCCUCACAUUAAUGCACUACUGCCCCGAGAGGCCUGAGAGUGGUGUGACAGACAUGGGAUGACUGAUUCGCUCAGUCCUCUAGCUCUGCAGCCUGGUGCUCCUUUCAGCUUAUCUUUAGUGGCUUUAUUUCUACCCACGAAAAAAAAAAAAGGAUGUGUCCUCAAUGCCUUCCCAGAACCCUCUCCUCAACCCCCCUGACCUGAUUAUGUAGCGCACCUUUCUGAAUUGCAAUGACAAAAAAAAAGAGAGAGAAACACCUUUUUUAGGUUUAGAAAGCAAAUAAGUUUGUAUUUUUAAAUGAUUUUUGUUUUUUGAGGCGAUGCCAGCGUCAGUUGUGAGAGUUUGAAAUCUGCCUUUGUUCUUGUGGUCUUUGCCGAAGCUGUAGACCAAUCUGUCCGUGGUCUCUAAAUAAUGGACAUUAAAACAAGUCAAGGACCCGUUGAAUUGCACUGUGGUAAAAAAAAAAGAAAAAAAGAAGAAGCUAAGAAGUACCUUCAAUGGGCUUCAGAUCGUCUGAAAGAGAGAAAAAAAAAAGACUCUUGGCACCUUCGUUUAGAGACAGAUAUUAUUUGAGAGACUUGUUGUGCCCGCCUGGUGGUCUCAGUUUGUCUCUGUUUGGUGCUACUGGUUGUUGAGAAAAUAAAAAGCAAUGCAAACCUGAGCAGAGGCAUCAGGCAGUAACUGCUGACUGGGUUCUGGCCUGUGAGCACGUACUUUUGUAAUAGGCAGUUUGUUUGCAUAAUGACGCCUUUCUGAAGUGCCUGGAGCUUAAAGCCACCGGGACCUGUGUUAUUAUGCCUGAUCUUGAACCCUAUUACAAGUUAAAAUGUAACCCAUGACUACUGCUCCAAGAUUAGCCUCACUUGACUUAACUUAGAGGACAAAAAAGUGCAGGCCUGUAUUAGGUUCUUUCACAAUCUAAGCCAAAAAAGUCAACCAAAAUGUUUUCCUUCAUAUUAAAACCUAUACAUGGAAACAGUAGCUAACACCGGUUUCUGUGAACAUCAUCUCUGGGAAUUAUAGAAGUAGAGGAGCGGCUGUUAGCUAAGCAAUCCCCCUUUUUUUUUGUUUUUCAACCUUGACAAGCUCCCGUCUGGGCUGCGUUCCAAAGCUGCUGCUCUAAAACAUGCUGCUUCCCCUCCUAUGGAAACUCCAUUUCCUGUUUCAAGCAGGCGAGGAUCAGUUAAACUUAAACUCUUCACCUCCUCAAGGUCUCAUUCAUGGUCAUUUCAAAGCUGUGGACACCACUGUUGUAUGGUGGUUUGUCUUGCUCCUGUAUACGUUUCUGUUUCCUUCUGAUUCUGGGAAAUGUUGCUCAUGGUAGUGUGAGCACUGAACUGUAAUGUAAACAAGAAAAGAACUAGUUCAGCUGGAAAGGAUUCAUCUCAGUGUCCUGCUGCUGGAGACAGAUAGUCUGUGGCUAUGUGAGGGAAGAUGCCUGAUGCAGCUGCAAACGUCUUUGUUGUCAAUGAGGCUUUUUAAACAUCACCACAGAAACCUGCUCAGGAUUUCAUGCGAUCGUUUUAUGAUACAGAAAAUCAAAGGUGACCCAAGAUAAGUUCCAUUGGGGCAAGUAGAAGAAAUCCACUUCACACUCUUGCCGCUGAGGAGAAGUGAUUGAUUCCUCCCUCCCUCUGCCCACUUUCUGUCGAGGCUUGGGAAGGCAGCGACGCUGCCAGCAGAGUCACAGGAUCUCCCGCUGGCAGCUGCCUCCUUCUCAUGCCCUUAGACAACAAUAAAGACAAAGAGAGGGAGCAGCUGAAAACAAAUAUACAUACCACUGGACUGUAGAACGAUGUGCAGCAAAGGAUGCACAGUAUUAUUGGCAAUUGGUCCUAUGUUAACAUUUGUGCCCGUAUGAUAAUCUGAUAAACUGAACUUCAAUUUAAACUACGACUAUAGGAGUGUAUAUUCCAAUAAUCCAAUGCUAUUUAUUUCAGAUUUCUGACACAGAAAGUGGUGAUACUCACAAUCAAAAUACAACAUGAAAUUGAUAUGGCAUGCUUAACACAUAGACUAUAUACAAGAAGUUGACAAAGCCACCUGAUCACUGUUUAGAAGCCUUGAAGGUAAAAUAUGCUUUCAGAGUAAAUGUCCUGUACUUUAGCAACAGACUAAAACUAAACGCUUUCCAAGCAGUCCCUCUUCUGACCCUUAUGGCACCGUCUGAGGGACAGAGGAUUGUUAUAACUGAGUUUCGGAUUUAGACAGUCGCCAUAGUGACCAUAUUUGGACAAAAGCAAAAGCAAAGUUUAUAAAGAAUGAAACUAGUUCGAUGUGAAUCAGUUACUCGGAGUAACUUGAAUUCUGAGGAUAAUUCUUGCUAGUAAAAGAAGCACAUUUGAAAAAAAGAAUGGACAUACUUUAAUGACGGGCGACUCAAAGAGUUUCUCAGUGUAACUGGAUGCUCGACAAUGUCUAUCCUAAAUGGGAUCAAAAUUAAAAAUCAUGCUGUAUUAAAAAAAGUCCAAAAUCCAGGAAUUCAGACCAUAAACUCAUUUUAAAACAUUGACAGUGAUUACAAGAGAAGAAUUCUUUUUUUCUAACACAUCUUAUACAGUCAGAAUCAUUUUUGCAACCUGUGGUGUCGCCCCCAGGUGGCAGGUGUAUGACGGUUCUCGGCUCAACUUUAAAACUCGAGAGGCUACCUCCACUUCUUCUGUACAGUCUAUGUUUAAACAUGUAACCUACAUUUGGGUAUGCUGCUUCUUCUUUCUUUAGCAAUUGAAUGCGUACAACUCAAAAAGCAAUUUACUGUACAUUUGCAUCUGCUCUUAUAGGCCUUGACAAAAAGUCUCUGCAUUAAAACUUGCUGAUUUCACUAAAGGAGAGACGUGAUGGGCUCUGCAGUUAGGUGGGAAGAAAUGUAUAUAUCAGAUAAAAUGAGAUGUAAAAUAUGGUCAUAUCAGAUCCUAAGUGGUGCAUCUCUGUGUACAACCCGUCUGUCAUGAGUGAGGAUGAGGAUUUUGGGGUUUUAGAAAGAUUCCACUUUGAAUACACAAGUUUUUUCCUGAUGUUUGCCUCCUUCCUCCAGAGUGGUGUUGUGUAACUUAGAACUCCAUCUGCUGUGUACAUUCAUCUAUAAGCCAAAAACUGAAGAGAAAUCUGUUGUAAUGCAGUGAAUUCCCAACACUGAUCCAAACAACAAACAGGACAUGAUGCCGGAUUUUACGCAACUAGUGAGCUCGUAAAAGGGCUUCUGACAACACUGUAGCAUUAUUUCUCUUUUUUCAAAACAACAACAUGUUGACACUUUUGUAUCAUGGCAUAUCCCUUUAACUGUAAAGCUUUAAUGGGGAGUGGCCACUUUUGGCAAGGCCGCUCGUCUCUGCUCACAUUCCUGACUCAGUUUCCCCGAAAAGUCUCUGUUUAUGCGUACCUUGAAGCAGCAGGGGAGAUAUGAGAGGGGGGAAGCUGAAAUGACCCAAAGAUGUCUCUGCUGAUUGGUCACUCUGUAGCUGUUUCAUGGUGGACUCUACAGCCUGAGUUGACUAAGGGACGACUGAGAUUUAAAGAAAACAGAAAUGAUCUUCUUAGCCAGCUCUGACCUAAUAUGGACGAUGACUUUGCAUCAAGUGUGCAGUUCUUAACCGAAUGACUUCCUCGUUGGGUGUCACCAUCUGACAGAGAAUAUACAGUCCUGAAACAUGUCUCAUGUUCGUACAUCUGGGCUCUUGCAGAGGAAGAGAAAGUCUGGGGACAGAAAGAGAUGGAUUAAACUUAGCUGUUGAGGAAACGGUGACAGCUUGAAACUUUUAGAGCACUUGACAUGAAAUAAACACAGAAGACAUUCAGCUCAACAAGUUGCUUAAAUGUCUGCUGUUAAAUAGAAAUGCAAAUGAAGAAACCUUUUUUUUUUGCCAAAUGAACUCAAAUUAAUAAGCAGCUGGCUGUGGGCUGUGAAUAAUGAUCCCUUUAUUUAGAGGGAGAAUGUCUACAUUUGGUUUUAGCUCUGAUACGGUGUUCAUCAAACAGGGCCCAGUGUUGCCAAUAUCCAAUAAUGCAAUACAAUUAUUUAGUAUCUGAAACAAAAGUUCAACAUUCUCAGAAAAUUGACUUAGGAAAGCAGUCAAUAGGCCUAGCUUAGCAUAAAUACUGACAAUUUGGAGCCAGGCAUUUUUCAAGCGUAACAAAAUCCAACUAUAGCUAAAGUUAGAUAUUUUUUUCAAAUUUAAACUUUGCAAUUCAUUGUAAAAGCACUUUUCCUGACAUCCUGUCAGCAAUAAUUCAAUGAAAUUCUGCAAGUAAAGACCAUUUUUGGGAGGGGUUGUCACAGGCCUUGAGGAAGCCUUAGCUAGCGAUCUUUUUGCAAAAAAAUGGCAGAAAAAGAUAGUUACAGUCAGCGAUGACAACUCUGUGCUGCUGGUCUCCUCAAAGUCUCGUUUGGACUCAUCCUCCACAAAAAAUGAGGUCAAGCUUGUCUACAUAUAUUGGAGGAGUGGGCGUCUUUGGCAUUUCCUUGGAUACGUUCACAAUUUGGCUUACUCCUGCUGAUCUCUCCGAAGCUGCCUACCUAAUCUUUCAGAUGUUUAUAGUUUGAUUUGUUUAAGACAUGACCUUUCUUAAGUGUUCACUGUUUCCCUGGAAACCAAACCGUGAGGUCACUGCUUCAGGACAGAGCAGGCUAGCUGUUUCUUUUUGCUUUCAACAAAGUUUUUUGUCUUUAUGCUAAGCUAAGCUAAACUUCCCCUUGCAUAAGAAUGGUUUACAUAUCUCCGUCUAACUGAUGGGAAUCAGCAAACAGUUUAUGUAAAAAUAUAUAGUAAAAUCCUUUUGAACGUUUUUAGACACUAACUCCAGAUCUACUAAGGCAGAAUGAACACAAGUGUUCUUCUUAAGCAACAAACAAUUUGCAGAAAUUUGCAGAUACAAAAUAAAGAAGUCAGGCUGAAGUUUAACACUUCAUGGACUUUAGAAUAAAAAUUGGGCUGCGAGUGUGUUUUCAACAUGCUUUCUUUAAACUUCACAAAUAGAUGUGAAACGACUUGGAAAGUUUUCUGCUUGAAGAACGUUUACCAAAAAAAGUUGUGAACCAUGUGCUGCACUUUGAAACCUUCAGCAUGGGCUAUUAAGAGAAAAUAGAUGAACUGAUUGUUAUUGGCGUCCUGAUUGGCUUGAGAGGUUUCACAUUUUCAGCUGCCUGAGAUAAAUCCUGCAUCUGUGCCAGAGCUGGCAUGCUCCGCAUAAGACAUUCAAAGUCUAAAAUAGUUGAGUAGGAUGUAUGGAGAAGGGAGGCUGUUGACUCCCCCUCCCUCUCCUCCUUCCACAUGGAGGCGUUGUGGAGCAGCGGGGGUGAAUUGACCCAUCAGUAAGACUACACCGGUGGGACGUUGCUGACCUCCUGGUGGCCGUCCCCGCUCUGCUCCGGUGCUCACAUUGUCAGAGACACUCGGGCGUCUCUGGUUUCAAAGGCGAAGGGCCCGCGGGUUAGUGAAGGCUGGUUGGGGGGUGGGGGGGGGGACAGCACUUAGCCUCGGAAAAGUUUACCCGAAACCUUUUAGUUCUCCUCCUCUGCCUUUCACACUUUGACAGCUGCAAAGGUGAAAGAUGAGGAGGAGGUGGAACAGUAAGGUCUGCGUCUUGAUGCUGCUUUAUCACUAACCUGGAAACCUUCAUCUGGGCCUCUUCCAGAUGGAGAAGGUUUCAUUGAAGACCUGCGGGUCCACAUGAAGUUUGAUCCAUUGUAAAGCUGAGGUGUUGGAUGCUGGCUUGAGCUAGCUCCAGUUUAUACCCCUAAUGUCUUAUAUCUGCAGAGCUAAGCUUCGGUCAUUAUGACACAUAAAUCUCUGGUGAUCUUUCAAAAACGCCCUGAAAAAUACAGUUUCAUUUACCCACGUUUUGCAUGAAUAAACAACUGUAUAACAAAAGGAAAGUUUGGAUAUUCUACAUAAAGAAACCAAAUUAUUUUAAUUUGUAAAAACACAUUUAAAUGGAAAUGUUUUUUAAGGGUCUACUCGUUUUUCCUUCACUGUGACUUCAACGCUCAGUAUUUUAAGUUUUUUUGUUUUUAUAACACCAGAGAUUUUAAUCACUGACGCUUAGAUCUGCAGCUGAAAUGUAAAAUGAUCAAUGAGUGACAUCUGAGAGACACUCGCUGCUUCAACUAAAACAAAGUCAGUCGUUUCUGUCGAUGUCAAUGAGUCGGUUGUGGAUGCGAGCGAGUGAAAAAGGACUCAAACUUGAUGUCAUGAAUACUUUGAUGUUCAACAGAGACAUCCUGUGGUGUCACCACAUCUUGAAUGAUGGGAGCAAAAAAGGAAAAUCCAGAGACUAGAAAACAUUCCACAAUGCCAUGUCAUAUACUGUACAGCAACCCUGAACUUCUCUUCUCCCCAGUUUCCUCCUCCCCCCCUCUCCGUCUGUCUCUCUGUAACCAGUAAUCACAAUACUACAGUAAUACUUCGGACCUGUUAACACAUUAACACAUCUUUAUGUACAACUCCGUCAGUAAGUAACCUUUAAGAAAUAGUUCAAAAAAACGAUACAAAAAAAAAAAUACAAGAAGUGCCGUACAAAUAGAAGCCUAAUAUUUUUGGUUUUGGUUUUGUGUGAGUGUAUUGUACACCUGUAUAAUGUAUAUUUUAAUAUUUAUAUGCAGCUGUUGUAUUAAAGUAUAUUUUUAAAAUAAUAAGAGGCUCUGUUCCUUUUCAGCUUGGAGUGUUUGGGGACAUUUUUUUUCCUGCAGAAGGUAAAACUGAUAAUUGGAGAUUAAAAUAAGAAAAAAAAAAACUUUAAUUGCUAAUUAUUUUCUGCAGCGUUUCAGUGUUAACUGUUAAGCAGUGUGAUUCAUUUAAGGUGUUGCUUUGUUCGCAUCUCGCAACACCUGGUAGGAAUAGAAAACGGAGUGAUGCAUUUCCACUGUGGGAUAACAGUUGGUGCUUGAAUGCUGCACAGCACCCCCUACAGGUCACACACACACACACCAAUACUACUGAAGGGGUGAAGUUGAAGAUAUGUUCUUUAGAAGUUUUGGUGUGAAAUAACAGUUUUGGUUUUACAGGCUGCAAUGACACAGCAGAUUCUGGCAACCUGAGCAGUCAAGAAAUACACUCAAGACCCCCUAUUUAAAGGGCCAGGCACCCAAAUAAAUCUGUUCUAGUGCCAAGAUUUGUAUUUACAGAGUGCUGAAAGAGCAAAAACCAAGUGCUUGACCCCUACAGUGAUGGGAACCGGGGAGCUGAAAGAUCCACUUGCAGGCUCCCUUGAAACACACACAAAGUUAUUCUUAGUUAGUUACCACCUUAGUUACCCUAACAGGGACUUCCUUAAAUCAACUUCAUUAAUGCCACCUUUAUGCAAAGAGGCCACCCAAAGUAGUACACAUAGCAAAACAGAAACACAGAAAGAAAAGACUAUAUACAAUUUUCAAUGACGAAAAAAUUACAUUUCAAUAAUAAAAUGUAAAAAAAUCAAUCGAUAGUGUUCUAUACAAAAUAAUAUAAAAGUAGACCACCCAACAGCUAAGAGGAAUAAAAACAGGCACAUCUCACUGACACUUAACGCAACACAAGAGGAACAUUUCAAACUUGCUGGUAGAGGACUUUAGAGAACUAUCUGAACUCUGAUGUGGAAUGGACUCAUAACUAGAAGCAUUGUGUCGAGUCAAUAAAAUGACACUUAAAUGAUGGUCAUGGGUCGCAAUUUAUUGUCUUCUUGGUGGUAUUCACCUUAAUUUUAGUGUAAUGAUAUCAUGUUUUAAAUGUUACCCAGACAAUGUGUAUAUUUUGAAAAGCAUUGUCUUUUCUGUCUGUACAUUCAAGGGGGAACAUACUUGUGCAUUUAUAAGCAAUGAGUUGGUAUAAGGGUAGAUACAGAGUUUUCUGAAUCUUGGACCAACAGUGCAAAAUAACAAUACUCUAAAGUACUCAGAAACAAACAAGAAACACUAAGUGAUUGUAAGAUAAAGAAGAAAAGAGAAACAUUGUAUCUCUGAUGGGAGUGGUCUCUCCACAAUGAUAAGAUCUCAACCCAGUUCACCACCAUAUGGUACAUAUUGAGCCAACCAUCUCCACCACCACUAACUUCAAAUGAAAAUGUUCUGUCAAAAUAAGCCUUUUUUUCAUCUCUUAAUUGGAGUCCAGAGACUUUAAGAAUGAGUGCCCAGACUUAUUGAAGCACGUGUUGGCCCAACACCUCACUGAGACACUUUACGUUCCUUUCAUUUGUCAACCGGUCUGUAUUUCUGGCUCAAGUAUUUCUCACAUCAUUAAAUUCACAAACCUCAGUGUGCACCGUUUUCUUUGGAGCCCCUUCCUAAGUGGAAAAAUCCCUGUGGUGGCAGAAAUCUGAAGGCAAGGCAGUUUAUAGCAGCUCAGAAAAAUCAUUUCUAGUGUUACUCAGUUAUUCGCACAAAGAGAGACAGAAGCAGCUGUGUGAAAAAGAAAAGUGGAGAAGUUGAGAGAGAAGUUGCUGUCUUUCUCACCUCAACAAAACACCCAGCAUGAAGCGCCGUGUGAAGUGAAUGUGAGUGCUGGAUUGUUGGUUUUGGAAGCUGACAGACGCAGUCCUCUUUAAUCUUGUGAUAGAAAUGUGUGUGUGUGUGUGUGUGUGUGUGUGUGUGUCAGUGUGUGACAAGCUCCUCACUUGAAGUAUACAGAUCAAAUUAGAGAUAAUAAAAAAAUCCCAAAACGUGGGCGGACGAAACCAAAACCAUCUGCAAAUCUUGACAGUUCAGGAUGUAAGAAGAGGAAAAUAUGUUGUUUCAUAAUGAGUGUUGGAUGACUCCUGAACAUAAUCUUUAAUCUAAACCACCAAUAUACUCUGGAAACUAUUUUUUCCUUCUUAAAAUAAUCUCAAGUAUCACAAAAUCUCCAUCAGAAGAUCAUUUUAAAUGUUCCAAAUGUUUUUUUUCUGCAUACUUAAGACCUUCUUAUGUCUGGCCAUGUUUGUGUUAAAACUUAAGUAUAAUCAAAGAUUCCUGUAAAUGGAUGUUGUGGUGAGGUUGUCCUCUCUGAGAUCAAAUCAGUUUUAGACCAUACAUAUUUUCUGUAUUUUAAACUGUAUAUUAGAAGCCUUAAGUUUUUUUUUUUAGCUGGAAGUGAUCAUGUUCGGGUAAGAGGGUGGAGCUGCUUGAGAGAAACAUUUCUUCUUUAUUAACAAAAAUAAAAAUGUAUGUUAUUGUUUAAAACUAAUCUGGCUAUAUGGACACAUUCUAAAUUACAGUUUAGAGUAAAUGAUUAAUAAAAGGUUCUUGGCUAUCAACCCAACAUUUAUUUUCAUCCUCCGUAUUUAUUUGUAAUAUAAAGUCUGUCAAAUCAGA
This is a messenger RNA of Labrus bergylta (ballan wrasse), 12328 nucleotides long. NCBI's taxonomy places the organism in Eukaryota, Metazoa, Chordata, Actinopteri, Labriformes, Labridae. The record is from RefSeq and is a predicted model, not a curated record.